CAUUUUGCUGCAGCACGGCCACGUAUUUUUGUGUUUUUAAUCGUUGCGGUAGCCGGGGGUGCUUGUGAAUCCCAAAUUUCAACAUAAAACUGCCUGUUAUAGGACUUUUACAAACGUAAUUUCAGUUAAAUCAAGUUAAAACAAAUUUCGCCAACCCAAAAUGGAUUCCAUGGUGCGGUACAUUUCCCCGGUCAACCCGGCCGUGUUCCCCCAUUUGGCCGUUGUGCUGCUCCUGUUCGGAACAUUCUUCACCGCGUGGUUUUUCGUGUUUGAGGUUUCCCGACCCAAGUCCAAGGAUGGUGUUAUCUUCAAGGAGCUGCUUAUUUCGCUGAUAGCAUCGAUUUUCCUCGGCUUCGGAAUUCUGUUCCUGCUGCUGUCGGUUGGAAUCUACGUGUAAAUGUGCUGCUGAAAAGCUGUAUGGUAAUUUAUAAGUUUCUACGUUUUUUCCGCUGCUCGGGACUACAAUACAAUGUUCAAAAUCUCGAUUUACUGAUGAUUGAUAUGUGGCUUUUGAGCUCCGGGAAGCCAGAAUGAUGCCGCCGGGUAUGGUCGCAUUUUGGCUAAAGAAUACUAAAUUGUAAGAUUAUAAGUACUGCUCUGUGUAUGACCAAUAA
Uranotaenia lowii is the source of this 614-nucleotide messenger RNA. It is a transcript of the gene kud, whose product is annotated as transmembrane protein 258. Gene Ontology annotation, biological process: protein N-linked glycosylation. The record is from RefSeq and is a predicted model, not a curated record. NCBI's taxonomy places the organism in Eukaryota, Metazoa, Arthropoda, Insecta, Diptera, Culicidae. The transcript has 2 exons. Gene Ontology annotation, cellular component: membrane-bounded organelle. Bases 161 to 397 code for a protein of 78 amino acids.